CAAGUCUUCAGUGUGGAGAGUUUAGUUUUUUGUUGCAUGAGUGAGUUGAGGAAAGAGAACUUCUGCUGAGUGAGGCUGGUUAACCGUAACAGAUGGAAAGGAAGAGUUGUUGCUGACUUAUUUUUCAUUCUCGAGAGCGGAUUCUACUCUUCACCAUAUCGUACGCUUUUUAUUAGGAAUGUCAUUACCAGUUGACAACGAUGUUCACAAGUUGAAAUUGGGGAACAGCUUUGAUCCGAACUCGAAAGUAGGAUUUCACUCCAUACGGUAUGACUUUAAACCAGCGUCCGUGGACACCAGCCAGGAAGCCUGCGUGGAGGUGGGCAAGGGAAAUCAAGUCACGGUGACAGUGCCACAUGUGGAGAGUUCUGGUACAUCCCACACUGUUUUCAAGGGUAACAAGCAACCAUUAAUGAAAGAAUGUGUUCUCAUAAUUGAUCAUGAAAAAGGCACGUACACUCUGGAGAAGCUGACCAGUAAAAUAGCUGUCAAGAAAACCAGGCAGGAAAGCAGUAGCAGAGCCUUGCAGCACAGCACAGGGCGUGUCACCCCUGUGGAAAAAAAGAGCAGUACGUCUUCCUCCACACCUUCCAAGGUCAAACCUAGUCAGAAGAACUCGCCUGAGGGAGAUAACUUCUCCAUCACUCCCAUUCACAGUGAAGUCUCGAAGGGUGCAGAGGAUAUCGCCCUUGUUGGAGAAAUAACUGAUAGCUCUGAUGAAGAUGAAGCACCAAAGGCUACCUCGAGUAAGAAAGUCCCAUCUCAACCUCCUGGACAGAUGCGCCAGUUUGGAGUUCUGGAUGACGAUCUUGCCCUCAGCGAGUCUGGUAGUGACAGUGACAGCGACUGAACGCGUCUGAUCUCAUAGCAGUGGAUGUUCUCCGGUGGAUCUCAUGGCUUUCUGCUUGAAGCUCUGUAAACCCGUUGUGUUUUGUCUUCCACUAAUAUGUAUAUAUAUUGUGGUCCUGAGUCACGCCUACUUCCCUGUGCGGAUUUGGUUUUGCUUUAUCGGAACUACCAAGUACCCUGAAUAUUUAGGAUUGUCCCAAGUUUAUUUGCUUUUGGACACUCCCUGAAUGGUUUUGCGUAAAACCAGAUUUUUUUUCUUAUUGCAAUUGUCAGACCAUAUGGCCAUCGAUGGUGAAUGACGUGAUAUAAUGCAUUAGUAAGACAUGCCAUGCACGUAGCUGUAUAUGUCUUAAUUUCUUCAAGCUAAUCCAUUGGGGUUUUCUGUUCCUAUUUUUUUUUUGUAACUGUCAAUUUACUUCAUGAUCUUAACUCUUUAUUUCCGGAGGGAGUUUUCCCCACUCUGCCAGAGCCCUCUUUUGGCACACAACCUGAGAGUGGGGUAUGUAUCACUAAAUUUGUAAUUAAACAAAACAUAUGAUGAACCUAUUCUGAUUGAUCUUCACCUAAUCAAAGAACUAUCAGCAGGGAAGACCUUUUGUCGACUAUUGCUGAAAAUUAACAUAACGUAGAAGUUGUUGUAAAGGAAUGUAACUGAACCGCUGCCAGCGGCUCACUGGCACAGGGGUUCUGACCGCAAGCUACUGGGAGGGGCUUUCCGGGAUAAGGAAUUAAUCUACUGGAGUUGAAGUGACUCCUGUUUUUUCUCAGCAAACUUCACUUUUUGGGGAGGGCUUUGAGAAAAUAUCCUGUUUUUGGCCUUAAUGUAGAUAUCCGGUCUGUUUUAUAUAUCCACUUGGCUACAUAAUAGUUGCUUUUUUCUUGUAGCCAUUGUACACGACAUUCUUCCUCUGGAGACCUCCCAUCUAUUGCAGUCUUUUUUUUUUUGACGAUUAAAUGUAGAAGUGUCCCUCUGUGGAGGAUCACUUGGUAUACUAACAGCCUGCAUGUAGCAGAUGCAGUCCUCAAUUCCGUGUUGUCCGAGACUGUGGCCUAGUCUCCUCACAGUUCUAGCAGUUACCUCUGGUGGAGCUUUCCUCUUGGUUUUUAUGCAAAACUGAGUGGAAAUCCAAGUAACUUUUCGUCUUUCCAACCGGCCUCUCUAUGACGGCCAAAAUCGUGCUGUAGCUUUUGCCUUGAUUGCAAUUGGGUAUUUAUCUCAUUUUGUGUGAUUGCGGUUUUUGCCGUUGUUUGUAUGCAUGAGUUUUUUGCUGUUGUGUGUAUGCAUGAGCUGAUGAUGCUCUAUAAGAUCUGGAACAUAAUGCUGCAUUAAAAAGAUUGUGAUUGGACAGCCAGCCAUACAAUUUUUGCUGUACAUCAUGACAAUGCGGUUGAAAGUUAAUUGAAGAAAGUCACUAAAAUGGUCCUAAAAGAAGGGUAAUUUCUCUUGAGAUAAAUAUUUAAUUUCAGUAUACUUUCUGGUUUAAUUCGUUCAUACGAAAUGGUUUAUUUUAGGAUGUAAGUGCUUUUUUUACCUAUAGAUAAUAACCACUGUCACUGAAUUUGUCAUGUACAUCAUGUAUGUACUUUUUAUCCUCUCAACAAGUUUUGAACAUUUAAAUUGUGUUACAGGACCCAUAUGCAGGACUGUCUUCAUUUAGUCAAAGCAUGUAUGUUGAAUUGUGUGUCUGAUGAUGUGUAUCACUUUAUGCAUGGUGAAUCUGUCAGUUCAUUAAAUCGUUGAACUGUCAUGGCAUGAGAGGGGAAUUAACAGACCGGAGAGAAUCACCAGGGUUUGAUAUAUUGAGGCAUUUCUCAUUGUAAUAAUGUUUAGGGUAAGGACAAAUGAAAAUGUUGAAUGGACUGGGAAUGAUGGAAGGGCAAUGUUGAUAGCUCUUGUUGUAUUUUUUAUCCUUCAGCUAUUUCACCCUUCUUUUUGCUCAGCAUUCUUUUAUCAUGGUGUGUAAAAGGUUUUAAUGUACAAAGAGUGACAGUCUUCACAGGGUGAGGAUUUAAAAAGUCCCAUAGAUUGGGUUUGUUUUUCAACCCCAUAUGUAAGGGGUUUCAGUUCUUCUUCUUCUUCGUAUGUGCUGAUUCCCUGCGCCUUUAAGCCAAAUGUGGCAGUUAUCGUGCCAACUUGCCACAUAAAAUGUCUCGAUGACAGAUACCUUCAUCGUUUUUGGUAUUUAUUUUCAAACAUGGUACGAUCUUGAAACCUUUCUAUGUUGCGUGUCAGACUAAACGUUGUGUGACUGUGAUUGAUGCAUGAACUGAAGUGCCUAUGUACUGGGAGCUGUGACAGCAUGUUAGAACACCUGUUUUUUUUUUUUCAUUCCUUUGUGCCGUAUACAUAGAUCUGCCUGAAGUGUCGACUGUAUGCACAGUCAUGUGAGGUCUUCUUUUUCACUUCUCAUAAAAUCUGUGAUAGAGCGAUGAUCACUUAUGGUACAAUGUCAUCUUAUUUGAAUGUGUAUAACUGCAUUCUAGUACUCUGGGCUCGUUUUACAUUCCGAUACACUGGUGCGACUAGAUUUUAAGAAUGUCGAUGAAAGUCAGCAGUGGUAGAUGACAUCUUGUAUUGAUAAUGUUAACAUUUACAAAGUUCUAAAAUCAAUCAGCAACUUCUUUGAAUAGAACAUUAUAGUAGUUGCUGGAACACUUUUAUUUUGAUCAAUGCUUGUCGUCAAACUGAUUUCCAAGUAGUCGAAGAUUUCGAUAUACUUUUUUGACAAAGUACCUCAUAUUUCUCGUUUUGUUUCCUUGUGUUGCCAUAUAUGUUUUUGUCUAGAUGUAUGAACUUUUUCGGGCUCUCAAAGCAGUCACGCCCUGGUAUGGCUUAGUUGGAAACUUUCUCAUGUACUUGCUUCAAGAUGACUACAUUGCUCUGUCAAAACCAUUGCUCUCCAAUACCAUAGCAUUUGCAUUAGAGGAAGAAUAAGACUAAACAGUUAUUUGUAGUCCAGGCUAAAAGCAUGUAAUUACAAAUAAAAAAUAUGAUCACUAUUACCUUUUUGGAAUUUGUGGAGAGAACUACGAGACUGUAAGACAUGUUCAAUACUUAUAUGAAACUUUGUUUUGUUCCCUACUUUUCCCUGCCUCCUGUCUUCAAAGAAGUUCUUUUGGACUAGGUGUUCUGAUCUUGUAUUCCUAAAGAUACUUUUCAGACUUUAGAAAGUUUUUUCCAGAAAGGAACAGUACUGAUGGACACUUAGGAAAGGCUUGUCUUGUUUCUUCUUGCGAUUUACCAUGAGUGAAUGCUGGUGGUUUUGAUCAGCAUAUUAUAGAGGUCCAUCUCUGCUUGCUAUUUUAAUGACCUUGUGUAAAAGCAUAUUCAUAAACCUCAUCCUUACCUGUUAUGAUGUAGGGAAGGUAUAAAAAAAUAAUUUACUGAGCUUUUUUUUAUGAGAAUCUUUGAAAAAAAUUGCCCAAGAAUCAAUUAAAAAAAAUCAAAUUGAAAUAAAAAAUUACUUUGAUGUCGAGAAGUUUUACACCUUUCAUAGCUGAGAGAAAAUUGUUUCAAACUGUAUGUCAUCUUUUUUUGGAAAUCAUCUUUCUUACAAACUGCCAAAGUGAAUUGAAGGAUACAUGUAGGAUUUGUUUCUGAAAUUUUGUUUGUGGAAUUAUAUCAACUUGCAUAGAGGUUGACGUGAAGAGGGGACUGGUGAAGAAAGGAAAAAACAAACUAAGUCAUAUUUUUGUGUCACUUCAAGCUCAAUUUGGUACUGGCCCAUUCCCCUUCAUAAUGUUCCAAUAUGGUCACUGUGAAUGUCAAUUAAAGUGGUUGUGGCAUAAUUCUGAAGCAAGAAAUGAUUGGUGUGUGCUGUUUGAUGUGUUAUGUGGUGCUUGUGAAUGUCAGUCAUAUACAUAGACUUGACACAGAGUGUGUAGCUGAUAUGAAAGCUGUGCUGUAAGCUCCUUCGACAAUGUGCAGUGAUGAUGACUUUUUUUUUUCUUCGUGAAAACAUACGUUGUUUGUGCGUUUGUACAAUGACAGAAGUGAGCGAGUGUAUCAGAACAGUGUAAGACUUUGUCAUAAUAAAGAAUGUUAUGAUGAUC
Messenger RNA from Aplysia californica (California sea hare), 4902 nucleotides. RefSeq names its product ELL-associated factor 1. Lineage: Eukaryota; Metazoa; Mollusca; Gastropoda; Aplysiida; Aplysiidae. Gene Ontology annotation, biological process: regulation of transcription elongation by RNA polymerase II; positive regulation of DNA-templated transcription. The transcript is spliced from 6 exons. Gene Ontology annotation, molecular function: transcription elongation factor activity. Gene Ontology annotation, cellular component: super elongation complex. The record is from RefSeq and is a predicted model, not a curated record. The coding region runs from base 179 to 850 and encodes 223 amino acids.